This is a messenger RNA of Vitis vinifera (wine grape), 1791 nucleotides long. Its product is annotated as protein DETOXIFICATION 12. Gene Ontology annotation, biological process: xenobiotic detoxification by transmembrane export across the plasma membrane. Gene Ontology annotation, cellular component: membrane. Gene Ontology annotation, molecular function: xenobiotic transmembrane transporter activity; antiporter activity. Lineage: Eukaryota; Viridiplantae; Streptophyta; Magnoliopsida; Vitales; Vitaceae. The record is from RefSeq and is a predicted model, not a curated record. The coding region runs from base 119 to 1564 and encodes 481 amino acids. The transcript is spliced from 7 exons.
ACCGUCAGAAUUUCACCCUCAAGCACGUGCGCUCUCUUUUUCACCCUUUAUCGUUCCUCUCUCUCCAUUCUACAGUUAAUUUUUGGGUUGUGGGUUGUGGGUGGCCGGAGAGAGAGACAUGGAAGAGAGCCUGUUGGUGAAGGGCAAAGGUGGAGAGAAAAGGGGGGAGGGUUUAAGAUGGGUUUUGGUGGGUGAAGAAGUGAAGAGGUUGGGUUGCUUGGCUGCACCCAUGGUUGCUGUGAUUCUAUCACAGUACUUGUUACAAGUUAUAUCUCUAAUGAUGGUUGGACACCUGGGUGAGCUUGCUCUCUCUAGCACCGCCAUAGCCAUCUCCCUCUCUGGCGUCACCGGCUUUAGUUUUCUCUUAGGAAUGGCUAGUGCACUGGAGACUCUAUGUGGGCAAGCUUAUGGAGCAGAACAAUAUCACAAGCUGGGAACUCAAACCUACACUGCUAUUGUCUCCCUUUUAUUGGUUUGUCUUCCUCUAGCUGUCAUAUGGCUCUACAUGAGCAAACUGCUUACUUUUAUAGGCCAGGACCCUGUAAUUUCACAUGAAGCCGGUCAAUUCUCAAUUUGGCUUGUUCCUGCACUCUUCGGUUAUGCGACUCUUCAGGCCCUUGUUCGGUACUUACAAACCCAAAGCUUGAUCAUGCCUUUGCUCCUAACUUCAUGCGCCAUUCUUGGUUUCCAUAUACCUCUCUGUUGGGCUUUAGUAUUCAAGUCUGGACUAGGUAGCCUUGGAGGGGCACUUGCAAUUGGUAUUUCAUACUGGUUGAAUGUAAUUUUCCUUGGAUUAUACAUUAAGUACUCUCCUGCUUGUGAGAAAACUCGUGUCCCGGUUUCAAUGGAGAUACUUGGAGGAAUCGGAGAGUUUUUCCGCUUCGCUAUCCCGUCAGCUGUAAUGAUUUGUCUAGAGUGGUGGUCGUUUGAGCUGCUUAUAUUGCUGUCCGGACUUCUACCUAACCCAGAGCUUGAAGCCUCUGUUCUCUCUGUAUGUCUCAACACCGUCUCAACUCUGUAUGCAAUACCACAUGGACUGGGUUCGGCUGGAAGCACAAGAGUUUCAAAUGAAUUAGGAGCUGGGAACCCGCAAAAGGCUCGUCUAGCUGUUCAUGCAGCGGUAUGUCUUGCAGUGACAGAGGCCAUUGUUAUAAGCACAACCCUCUUUGUCAGUCGGCGUGUUUUCGGUUAUGUAUUCAGCGAGGAAGAGGAAGUUGUGGAUUAUGUCACGAACAUAGCUCCUUUCCUUUGUCUGUCUGUUAUCUUAGACAGCGUACAAGGGACUCUUUCUGGUGUUGUUAGGGGAUGCGGGCGGCAGCGUAUCGGGGCUUUUAUUAACCUUGGGGCAUUUUAUCUCUGUGGCAUCCCAGUAGCUGUCAUAUUGGCUUUCGUGGUACAUCUACGAGGAAAAGGCCUCUGGGUUGGACUGCAAACUGGUUCUCUUCUACAAACAAGUCUGCUUUUGAUCAUAACUGGCUGCACAAAUUGGGAAGAGCAGGCAACCAAGGCACGGCAGAGGAUAUUUGAGGGAACAUCUUCAGUAGAAAACGGAGUACUAAUGUGAAUGGGCGGGCAGAAAGCAGUGAUGGGCUAGUUGUAUUUAUGUGAAGGAUGUAAGCUAGGAAUAUUGCCUGAAGUUAUGAGAAUAGUCAUUUGCGUUUGAAUAUGUUAAAUUAUUGGGUUCAAUAGGCUUUAGCUUUGAGGAUGUGAUAUCAUGAGAACUGUUCAUCAAUACUUGGCUGGCAUUGCAGUGAUGGAGAAAUACAAAGCUUUCUGAUUCUAUUCUUCAUU